CGGGUGGAGUGAUGGGGGUGGGGGAGAAAGAGAGAGAGAAAGAGAUAUCGGUUUAAGGAGUGACGUUACGCCUGAAAGAUACAAUGGUAAUUUGUAUUGAAAGAAUUAAGAAGUUUUAAUAAUCCCUUAUAUUAAGGAUUGAAUAGGAGUGACAAUAGAUCGGUAAAAUAACGAGGAAAAGUCGGAAUAGAGCGCGUGAUUUCGCGCGAAAAUGAGCUUAAACAUAACCAAGUUUUUUUCUAAAAAGAAAAGUGUCAAUGUCGAAACGGUGGCGGAAAUAGGCUUGCCUACUAAUGUCUCUCACGAAUUUCACGUUAGUAAAAAUGCAGAAACAGGUCAGUUGGAGGGUUUGCCGCUUUCCUGGAUACGUUUUCUUAACACGCAAAUAUCAAAGUCCGAACAGGAUGAACAUCCUGCGGCAGCAUUGCAAGCUAUCAAAUUUUACAAUUACUCGAUUAAACGUAAACCACAGGAGAAAGUAUUUAAAGCACUUGUCACGGAGAAUCUUAUAGAAGAAGAAUCGGAAGAAAUCGAUAAUAUAUUAACUAAGAAGUAUCAAUCGUGUGACUCGGAUAGUUCAAAUUCAGCUAGCUCAACUGAUAGCCAGGUACGAACUUUACCAGAACUUCCACCUAAAGUUAAUAAAGUGCCAAAGCCAGCACCAAGAACUUUCAUAGAUAGGAAUGACAGAAAUGAAAAGACUUUGACUGAAAUUCUCGAAGAUCUUAAAGUAUACAACGUUGAGGACGAUAGUUUACUUCAAGAGGAGGAAACCGAGAAAGAGAUUGAAGAGGAAGAUGAUUACAAAAUCAAAACCGAAGAAAGUCCUGUAUUACGCAGAAAAACAGACUAUAGUGGUGUCAAAUUGAGUGAUCAAGAAGUAUUCGAUGAACUAAGAUCUAUUUGUCAAAGUGGUGAUCCUACUCUUAAAUUUGAUAGAAGUAAGGAAGUUGGUGCUGGUGCUUCUGGCACCGUAUUCGUAGCGACUGAUCUUGAAAAUAAUCAGAAAGUAGCCAUUAAGGAUAUCGACUUGUCUAAGCAACCAAAAAAGGAACUCAUAUUGACUGAAAUCAAAGUUCUCAAAGAAUUUCAACACCCGAAUUUAGUUAAUUUCUUGGACGCAUAUCUUUUAGAUUGUCAUUUGUGGGUGGUAAUGGAAUUAUUAGAAGGAGGACCUCUUACAGAUGUUGUUACAGAGACUGUUAUGAAGGAGGCACAAAUUGCAGCCGUCUGUAGAGAGGUUUUGAAAGCAAUAAGUUUUCUCCACAAAAGGGGUAUCAUUCAUCGAGACAUUAAAUCCGAUAAUGUGCUAUUGGGUAUGAACGGAACUGUCAAAGUAACGGAUUUUGGUUUCUGCGCUAAUAUUAAUGGCGACGAAAAGAGACAAACUAUGGUGGGUUCUCCGUAUUGGAUGGCACCGGAAGUAGUGACGAGAAAACAAUACGGAAAAAAAGUUGACAUUUGGUCACUCGGUAUAAUGGCCAUUGAGAUGAUCGAGGGUGAGCCACCUUAUAUGAAAGAAACGGCACUAAGAGCAUUAUAUUUAAUUGCUGCCAUCGGUAAACCUUCCAUACCAAGAUGGGAAUCGCUUAGUCCUACGUUUCAAAACUUUUUGGAAAGGUGCCUUGCUGUCGAAGUGGAUGAAAGAGCAACUGCGGAUGAAUUGCUUUCUCAUCCUUUCUUAGAAAAUUGUGCAGAAUUGACUACAUUAACGCCAUUGAUACAGGUUGCACAAAGAAUUCUUCAUAAGGUCUAUAAUUGAUUACUUUUAAUGCAACUAGUAUUUAUAUAAUCUUGAAUUAAGCACAAUGGUUCUUCUAAGUAUUUUAAUUAAUGAAUUUCAUAGGCACUAACUAUUAUAUAUAUAUAUAUACAAUCUUUCUUUCUUAUUGAUACUUUAUCAUUUGCCAUUACUGUUGACAUUUUCUUCACAUACCACGAAUUCACUAAGCUUUCUCGAAAAUGAUAAUACGAUCAACAGUAUUAUGGAUUUCAGUAAGAUCCACUAAUUGGAUUUAUAAAUUAGAAUACACGUGUUUUAAUAGCGAGUUUCAUAUGUUCUUUAUAAGGUUUCCAAUAUUCUUUUUAUUUUUAUUUUUUCACACAGAUGUGUUGUUGGUGGAAACGAAACUAUAAAGUUCACUUCAUGUGCAAUAUAAAUACGUACACAUACAUAUACGCUGUGGCAACAUUGUCGAUUUUAUAAUUGUAUUUUUACUGCAUUUUAAGUAUUUACGUAUACGCACAGAUGUUUGCUGCAUAUGUAUAUGUACAUAUAGAUAUGUAAAUUUUAUACUACCUAAACGGUUUGUGUAACAUUGUAUUUUAUGCAAAGGUUUAUUUUUUUGAAUAUAUUGCAAGCAUAGGUAACGCAUAUUAUUUUAUACUAUUAAACAAUUAUUGUACUUAUAUUGAGAAUACUUCCAAUAGUGAAGAAAAAAAAAUAAACAGAAAACACAAAAACGCACAAACGUAUGGGUGGGUGCCUAUUUUAUUGUCAGUACUUUUUUCGCAAAGUGCAAUUAUUUUUAAUCAUCUCCGUGUUAAAUUUCAAAACACAGGAGGAAAAAGAAUUUUAUUUUAAAAUAAAUAUGUUACAUUCUGUAAAUAAUUGAAAUGUUUGGCUUAACAUUGCAAUUUAUGAAUGCAUUAUUAACUGAUUGCGAGUAUUAAAUAGUACAAUGCAACACACUGCUUAACAUAGAGUGUAAUUUUGAAAAGUUAUACACACGCAUAUGACUAGUUUUAUAGAAUUUUUUCAGAUUUGAUAAUAUACAUUUUCGGGAGAAAUAUUUUUGUAUUUUACGGCGAGUAUAUUAUCGCUAAACCAAAUAUAUUCUAUUCUUAUAAAACUUUUAUAACGUUAUCGUGUAUAUAUAAGUAAACGCAUAUCGACAAUAUUUAUAAGGGUGUUUCAAUUUUAUAAUAAAAUGAUACGAAUGAUUGUUCUCUAACUAUAAGAUAGAAUUUUAAACAUAAAACUUCAAUAAAAAAUCACGACUGUGAUAAGUAAUAAACUAUUGAAUUUAAAAUUCCAUGCAAUUAUUCAUUAAUCUCUUUUUAUAAGAUUUACGCGAAUGCUGCCGGAUAUAAAUGACUAAAUGGUUUAUCUAAAAUCCUACCUUUUGGUUGUUCAUCUCUAGUAUUUCAUAUUUCUAAUUAUUUCAUGUGUCGUCAUAUUUAAUUAAUUUAAAAAAAAAUAGUGAACUCCAGAGUUUGUGCCUUAAAUGAAUGAAUAUAUGCGUCAUUAUGGAAUUUUAUCAAUGUUCGUUUAUGUAUUUUAAUUAAAUAAAUAUUAUAAAAUUGUCCACACAUUUUUAAAAUUAUAAUUAUAAUUAUUACGACAUUUUAUUCCCUAUCCUCAUAUUCUUUCAAAUGUUUUAUUGUUAACAAUUAUUUAAGCUACACAAAUAAAAUGAGAGGAUAUGUCUUAUUAAAUAAAAAAUAUUAAACAAUAAAUAAUUUAUUUAAAAGAUAAAAUAAAAUUCAUUUGCGUUGACAUUAUAUUUUAUAUACAUACAUAUAUACAUACAUAUAUAUAUAUAUAUACACACAAAAAGAUGAAGAAACACUUGGUACACCGAUAAAAGCUAUCUUCAUGGUAUUCUUAUUAUCUUCAUAUGUUAACAUUAUUUUCUUUACUUUAUUGAUUUCCGAUGACUACGAUGAUUCUACAUGUAUCUUGUCAACGGAAGUGUGAUAUCGCGCAUCCGUGUAGAUAUACAUAUAAAAGAAACAAUUUAUUACACGAUACGUGCGUUUAUAAUUGUACAAAAUUGCACAAAGUAAACGUAUUAACGAUCA
Molecule: messenger RNA, 3804 nt
Organism: Polistes canadensis
Lineage: Eukaryota; Metazoa; Arthropoda; Insecta; Hymenoptera; Vespidae
Gene: Pak3
Product: serine/threonine-protein kinase PAK 1
Exons: 1
Coding region: 212-1762 (516 amino acids)
Biological process (GO): intracellular signal transduction; protein phosphorylation; regulation of MAPK cascade
Cellular component (GO): cytoplasm
Molecular function (GO): ATP binding; protein serine/threonine kinase activity
Source: RefSeq, a predicted model, not a curated record